UGAGGAGUCGGUACGGGGGCCCAUGGCAGAUUACGGGCCUGGCAGCAGCAAUGGGAGGCCCGUAACACUGUUCAACAGCACCCUAUGACAAAAUGGAACCCACCAGCAGUGUGAGGAGACCUGCAAGUGGCACAUGGCAGAGUGUGGCGAUGGAGACAGCAGCAAUGGGAGGCCGUACAGGGACCCAUGAGACACUCUGGACCUGGCAGCAGCAUGAGGAGGCGGUACAGGGGCCCAUGGCAGAUUACGGGCCUGGCAGCAGCAAUGGGAGGCCCGUAAUCUGCCAGCACCCUAUGACAAAAUGGAAACCCACCAGCAGUGUGAGGAGACCUGAAAGUGGCACA
Staurois parvus is the source of this 344-nucleotide messenger RNA. The record is from the annotation of a GenBank genome assembly. NCBI's taxonomy places the organism in Eukaryota, Metazoa, Chordata, Amphibia, Anura, Ranidae.